UGAAAUCCAUUCAAUCUCGUCCGCCGCCGCCGCGACGGGCGUGGCUUCCUCCAACGUUCCCCCACCCACCGUMGAGCUCUAUAAAUACCACCCGACACGGACCGGCCGACCGUAGUCGCAGUACAUCGUUCUUCCCUUUCAGAACACGUUCGUGACAGUAUUAUUUUAUUAUCAUCGCCUAAAAGCGAAGAAUCGAUCGACUGUAUUUUCACUCGUAUUUAAUAACUAUAUAUUAUCAAAACAACAUAAUAUCGUCGCCGUUUUGCGCACAGUGCUCUCGUGUGUGUUUUGUUCGUCGCGUUCUACAUUUUUUUACCGUCUACACGUGCCGAGCGUAUAUUUUUUUUUUGCGUAAUUACACGAGUUCGUUUCGUUUCGUUUAAUUUCGCUUAACUCGAAGACAGCAACCAUGAAAUCCAUACCUUUGUGUCGCAACAACAACAACAACAACAACGGAGGUUCGACCGGACCCGCGGUGACAAGCGGACGUGUGCAACGCAAGCGCGGUGACCUGGAAGACGAGAAGAUCCAAAAGUAUCUGUCUAAGCUCAAGGAUCUGGUACCGCUUAUACCCAAGGACAAGCGGAUAUCCCGACUGGAGGUGAUCCAUCACGUAAUCGAUUACAUAUGUGACCUGGAGGACAUGUUGGAAAAUCACAGGUCGGUGAACGCAGACGCCGUGCACUCAGCCGCCGCGGCCGUCAUGCUUUCGUCCUCGGUGGCCGCCGUCCGGCAGCCACUUGGCAUCAUAUCGACCCCGAACGCGCUGGCCGCCGCUGCCGCAGCUGUUGCCGUGGCCGCACAGCCACAAUCGUCCUCCGAAUCGACAAUGUCCCCUUCUUCUCGGACACAAGAAAAGCUGUCAAAUUCAUCAGAUACGAGAGCCGUUAGCUGUUAAACAWAACGAAUAAUAAUAAUUAUUUAUUAUAAUUAUUAUACAUUUUUGAAAAAAAAAACACACACAAAAUAAUAUACUAAACAGAAAAAAAGAUUGAAAAAACGUCGCCCAUCCACGCCUCGACAGCCAGUAACGAGUACCGUACCGAGGAAUAUCGUUUGUCGAAUAUACAAGUAUAUAAUAAAUAUAUGUGCAUAAUAGGUGUAUAUUAUAUACAAAUAUAUUCAAAAAGUAUAUAUAUGUUAAAUGAGAGAGUGAGAGAGAAUACGUUAUGUAUACACACACAUUCCAAAUAGAUUCGACAUCUCUCAGGAGUUGGACUCGAAGGUUCCGUUUCGCGGAAAAGUGCGUUUUUUUUCUCGCCUCCCCCCUUUACACACUGUACAGCUUAGGUUUAAUUCCUAAUUGUUAUUAUUAUUUAUUAUUAUAUCAUUAUUUUUUUCGUUAUGACUGUGAUCCUAUCAAUAUGUAGUCUAGGUUUUAGUAUUUAUAUAUUAUCAUUAUUGUAUUAUUAUGUAGACAUUUAACUCUAGCAGGUAUAUAAUCUUACUAUGAUAAAAAAAAAAUUAAAAAAAUGUUUAUUUAAAUAUAGGCCUAUUUAUAUGACAACUGGGUGGAUUUUGACUCGAAUCCUAAAUAGAAAUAUUAUGAAGUAGUCCAUUACAUUAUUAUAUCCWWCUAAAAAAAA
Diuraphis noxia (Russian wheat aphid) is the source of this 1586-nucleotide messenger RNA. It is a transcript of the gene emc, whose product is annotated as Basic helix-loop-helix domain-containing extra-macrochaetae. NCBI's taxonomy places the organism in Eukaryota, Metazoa, Arthropoda, Insecta, Hemiptera, Aphididae. Gene Ontology annotation, molecular function: protein dimerization activity; transcription regulator activity. Gene Ontology annotation, cellular component: nucleus; cytoplasm. Gene Ontology annotation, biological process: cell differentiation; circadian regulation of gene expression; negative regulation of transcription by RNA polymerase II. The record is from RefSeq and is a predicted model, not a curated record.